Cryptococcus amylolentus CBS 6039 is the source of this 1645-nucleotide messenger RNA. RefSeq lists its product as hypothetical. The record is from RefSeq and is a predicted model, not a curated record. The transcript is spliced from 4 exons. NCBI's taxonomy places the organism in Eukaryota, Fungi, Basidiomycota, Tremellomycetes, Tremellales, Cryptococcaceae. Bases 323 to 1375 code for a protein of 350 amino acids.
GUAAGACUCUUUAACUCCGUUACGAGAAUUUAGUAGAAUGCUUACGCCUUUAGUACACCCCUUAGUAUCACGCAGAAACGAAUUAUUUCCCCUUGGCGCGCCAUAAAACUCGCCCCCGUCUAAGCAGGCCAGUUUCCGCUGUUUAUUUUGUCUUCGUUCAUUCUUCUUUCCGCUACACCUUCAUCCGACGACACCUGAUCGCUAUUCUUCACAUCCGCUGAGCCUCAGGCAUAUAAACCCCGCCACUCAGCACAAUGCCCUUCUCCAUCUCAUCUCAUCCCCAUCGCCACCGCACGACGCGUAAACACCCCAAACACACACUAUGGUCCGCAAGCGUAGUCACUGCAUCUGCCUCGACGUCCACCCUGUCCUCGACGCACCCGAUGUUCCCCUCGCUAUCGAUUCUAUUCCACUCACCAUCUCCGACCUCACCUUCCCGUCUGUUGAGCCCCUCAUGAAGAGUCUCCGCCGGAGCGGCAGUACUGGUAGCCAGGCUACCAUCAAACCGACCCCAAAGCAGAGACAGGCGUGGGAGAUGAUGGUGUUGAAGCAGAAGGAGACGGAGAGGGAGGUGACUCCGAAGGCUGAGAGGAAGGAGUUUGAUUUCACUCCUGUGGAGAUACCAGCCGAGAAGGAAGCCAGUCCUUCUGUCAAGUGGCCCGCCGAUUCGGUGCUCAUCAACCUUUCCGACGAUGCUUCCUAUGACCACGUACCCGAUGUGAAAGAGUACCUCCGCCUGGUCGGCUUCACAAUCAUGCAAGCCACUUUCACCAACCUCGCUACAAUUGACCCAGAGAGGCGUUUCGACAUCUCGGCCCUCAAUGGAGACGAUCUGGUUCAGGUCGGGCGGGAAGCGCUUGCCAAUGCUCAGCGCCGAGGGGAAGGCAUUUUCGCAACCUAUCCCAAAGUUUCUGAUAUCUCCAUCCCCACCAACCCCCCUCCUUGGGCCGCGCUGCUCCGACGCAACCUCUACUCCAUCGCCGAAGCCGUCCGCCCCAAAUUUGAGGAGAAAGACGAAGCAUUCGCUCCCAUCUCCGGCCGCGGCUCCCUUGGCCGUAAGAAGGUUCGAAGUCUGCAGAAGAAUAGGGUGGUCAGCGGGGAAGACGGGGCGAGGUGGAGCAUGGGAGGGAAAUUGGAUAGGGAUGCUCUUCUGAGGCCUGGGGAGGAUGGGCCUUGUGAACGUAUGAUGAAGACCAAUAUCCGCGUACCGAUCCCGUCCUCUCUCUCUCACCUCGAACCCGGGUCGUCGGAAUACCGCCGCCUGAUCGCUACCCUGUACAGGAUCGACUCGCACCCCGCGGCACUCGCCUUGCGCCAUCGUACGAGUGUACUCAAAGUGUUGGUCAAGCGCAAGACCCUUCUUCUCGAUAGGUGAUUUGACGUCAGCUUUACGUUUGAUUAUCGCAAGGCUUACUUCCCCAGGGAUGGUGAGAAGACAGAAAAAGAGGAUUUCGAGGUGGAUCACGAUUGGAGCGAGUACUUGGAGAAUAUACCAAUUGUGGGGGAUUGGAGCCAGGCUGUGGAGAUGCGAUGUGCGCAGAAGGAUGGGAGGUAUGAGGCUUGGGAGAAAAUGAGGAGGGAAACGUUUUCUUCUCGUUAGAAACAUAGAAACGACUUUGCUGGUACAUGCAUUCUGUAUAUACAU